AUGACUGAAAUCGCCGAAGGCUCUUCUCUAAUUUCGAUUGUGACGGGACUUUUCACCAAGGCUAUUCGUGACUCGUUCCCUGACCUCGAGAUCUCUUCAAACGACUGCCUCAUUUCGCAAAACACGAAUGCGAAGAUGAAGCACGACUAUCAGUGCAAUUCUGCCAUGGGUCUUACGAAGAAGCUCCAGGCUCUUCGUGGAAAGGAGAACGCCCCCAAGAACCCCCGUGAAUGCGGCCAGAUCAUUAUUGACCACCUUCCUGAGUCUGAGUUCGUGGAGAAGACCGAGCUUGCGGGUCCCGGUUUUAUCAACCUCUACUUGAAGAAGAGCUGGGUCGCUCAGCACAUCCUGAGCAUUCUGAACCACGGCUUCGUGCCUCCCCCAACUGAGCGUAAACGCGUCAUCAUCGACUACAGUUCUCCCAACAUUGCGAAGGACAUGCACGUUGGCCAUCUUCGUAGCACGAUUAUCGGAGACAGUCUGGCUCGCAUUCUGGAGUUCUGCGGCCACGAGGUGAUCCGAAUCAACCACGUCGGCGACUGGGGAACGCAGUUCGGUAUGCUGAUCGCCCAUCUGCAGGACAUCGCUCCGGACUUCGAGACGAACCCUCCCUCGAUCGAGGACCUGACGGUCUUCUACAAGGCGGCCAAAUGCAAGUUCGACGAGGACAAAGCGUUCCAAGAGCGCGCGCACCAGGAAGUGGUGAACCUCCAGAGCGGCGUUCCGAAGAAUUUGGCGAUGUGGAAGACGCUCUGCAGCGUGUCGGAGAAGAUGUUCAGCAAGGUGUACAAGAUGCUGAACGUGGACCCGCGGCUCAAGAUGAUGGGCGAGUCCUUCUACAACCCGCUGCUCCCCGCGAUGGUCAAGGAACUCGACGCGAAGGGCCUGCUGCAGGACAGCGACGGCGCCAAAGUGCUGUUCCCGCAGGGCUUCGAAGUCCCGCUGAUCAUCCAGAAGUCCGACGGCGGCUUCGGCUACGACUCGACGGAUAUGACGGCGAUCAAGUACCGAAUCCAGGAGAUGAAGGCGGACUGGAUCAUCUACGUGGUGGACUCGGGACAGGCGCUGCACUUCCAGCAGGUGUUCCAGGCGGCGCGCGACGCGGGCUGGGUCGGCUCGGUGCGUCUGGACCACGUGGGAUUCGGCGUGGUGCAGGGCGAGGACAAGAAGAAGUUCAAGACGCGCGCGGGAAAGAGCGUGCGCCUGGUGGAUCUGCUGAACGAGGCGGCGGAGAAGGCGACGGCGAUCAUGAAGAAGCGCGUGGAGGACGGCGUGAGCGGCGUGUCGGACCCGAAGGAGAUCGAAGAGGCGGCCGCGCAGCUGGGCUACGGAGGCGUGAAGUACUUCGAUCUGCGUCAGAACCGUCUGUCGGACUACGUGUUCAGCUUCGAGCGCAUGCUGUCGCCCGAGGGAGACACGAACGUGUACCUGCAGUACUCGCACGCGCGGUGCAUGUCGAUCAUCCGCAAGGCGCCCGAGGAGGUCGAGGAGCUGAAGAAGCACACGCAGAUCACGCUGGAGCAUCCCUCCGAGUGGGAUUUGGCGUGCUACAUCCUGCGGUUUAGCGACGUGCUGGAGCAGGUGCCGAUGGAUUUGAUGCCGAAUCGGAUCUGCAAGUACAUCUACGAUCUCAGCAUCAAGCUGAACGGAUUCUACCGGGAUUGCCGUGUGAUCGGAUCGCCCGAGCAGAAUAGCCGAUUGCUGCUGGUGGCCGCUGCGGAGAAGGUGAUGCGACAGGGAUUCGAUCUGCUGGGUAUUGUAACGCUUGAUAAGAUUUGGAGUGUUUGUUGGGUGAAACGCGAUUGA
Molecule: messenger RNA, 1806 nt
Organism: Blastocystis hominis
Lineage: Eukaryota; Bigyra; Opalinata; Blastocystidae
Exons: 3
Coding region: 1-1806 (601 amino acids)
Biological process (GO): arginyl-tRNA aminoacylation
Cellular component (GO): cytoplasm
Molecular function (GO): ATP binding; arginine-tRNA ligase activity
Source: RefSeq, a predicted model, not a curated record